Messenger RNA from Lindgomyces ingoldianus, 3636 nucleotides. RefSeq lists its product as uncharacterized. Gene Ontology annotation, cellular component: cytosolic large ribosomal subunit; ribosome. Gene Ontology annotation, biological process: translation. Bases 1 to 3636 code for a protein of 1211 amino acids. Gene Ontology annotation, molecular function: structural constituent of ribosome. The record is from RefSeq and is a predicted model, not a curated record. The transcript is spliced from 10 exons. NCBI's taxonomy places the organism in Eukaryota, Fungi, Ascomycota, Dothideomycetes, Pleosporales, Lindgomycetaceae.
AUGGGCGAACCCUCACAGGCUGCGCGCCGCUUCCUGCGACCCAGCCUACGAUCUGCAACCCUCAUUCUCCCGAGAACCGGCGAGCGUGUCAAGAAAAGCUUUACUCUUCGUAGAUCUUCGACUGCCUCAAAUGGCUCCUCCGAACCCCUUCUCGGCCCGCACAGCCCGCCAAACAGCCAUCGACAACUUGGACACCUUGAAGCCUUAUUUAAGCACUGCAAGGACCAAGCAAAGAGAGCAUAUACAUAUUCUAGCUCGAGAACAGGACAGAGCAUAUUAAAGUGCUCACUAGCAUACGUUCUAGGAAGUCUGGCAACGUUCGUCCCACCCAUCGCCGCAAUACUUGGCAAGAACGAUGGCAAGCACAUGGUGGCUACGAUCACUGUAUACUUCCAUCCAGCGCGAUCGGCUGGUAGUAUGGCGGAAGCUAUUCUCCUGGCGCUGGUAGCUACUAUCUACGCUGCGUUCGUCUCGUUCACAAGCAUGGCCGUAUCGGUGUUUUUCGGCAGAAAAGACCUCCUCGUCCUUGGGCAUGCAAUAGUCCUCGUUUUGUUCUGCGGCGGCGGGCUAGGCCUCGUGGGCUGGCUCAAACAAAAACUGGGAAACCCACUUGUGAACGUCGCUUGCUCAUUGACAUCUCUGGCUAUCAUCACUGUAUUGACAAAAGAAGGUGCCGUUCAAGCUGCAAAGUUCUCCUACGACAAGGUCUGGCAGGUCUUGAAGAUGGUCAUAAUGGGCUGUGUUGCUGCAUCAACAGUCAGCCUAGUAAUUAGGCCCAUAUCCGCGCGGAACGAAUUUCGAGACAGCUUCAUCAAAGCGACCGACGCUAUGGGCGAAAUGCUUACCAUCAUCACACGAAGCUUUUUGUCCGGGUCCGAGCACGAACUUAAAAACCCCUCGUACAUAACAGCUCGGGACCAAAGCAAGGCGACAUAUAAAAAUCUGGUGAAGAACCUUGGGGAGGCCAAGUACGAACAUUAUAUCCUCGGCACGGAGUCAGAGUAUAAGAUCGAGUCUCGAUUAGUGAAGUGCUUGGAGCAACUACAGCAAAGCAUUGGUGGAUUGCGAAGCUCCGCCGAAACACAGUUUACUUUGUUAGCCCAGUCGGAAGGAGAUCAUGAAACAGGAAUCGACGUACCAUUAAGCAAGACUAACUUUGCAACCUUGUCAGACUUUACUCCCUCCCCUAUUCUCUCACCAAGCCUUAGCCAUUCGGAGCGGCGUAGUAGCAUCCUUGCUUCUAUCGAGGAGCUGCCUGAGGAAUCGGUGGAAGCGUCAGAUGAUGAAACUGGUAGAUUUGACCGUUCGUGGAGGCUUCCACACGGAAUGCAGAAUGAUCUUACCUCCGCUGAUAUGUUUUCAAUUUUCAUAGCUCACCUAGGCCCUCCAAUGAAAUCUCUUGCAUAUACACUUCGCGAAGUUCUCAACGAGCUACCAUUUGGGCCCGGCCCAGAGUAUGUCAUAACCAUCAACGAACAUUUUCGAAGUAGUCUUCUUGAGGCCAACGAAAUGUUCGCCAACGCGAGAAAAGAGGCUCUUGCUUUGGUAUACAAGAACAAACUCCCCUCACAAACAGGCUCGGUUGAGGUUGCAGCUGACUUCGAGGAGGUCGCGGCGAGUUGCGGCUACUUUAGUUCUUCCUUACAAGAUUUCGCUGAAGAUAUGGUGACUUUCUUGGAUAUUCUAGAGGAAUUAAAGCUGAACACAAAGCACUAUCCAAGGCAGCGGUCCUGGAUUUGGCUCAAAUUCUGGCGUAAGUGGAAAGGGCCAACGAAGAAGGGUGAUUCUGAGGAAUCGAGUCUGCUUGAUGAGACUGUCGAACAGGGUCUUUCGCACGAGAUACAUAACCCUAUUGGCCGAGAACGCACGGGUGGUAACGCCGAAAAGCCGACCAGCAAAGAGUCCCUCUCGUAUCGUGUGUGGCGCGCUCUUGGAGUGUUCAGAAGAGAUGAUACGAAGUAUGCAGUUAAGGUCGGCAUUGGUGCCAUUCUAUAUGCUAUGUGGGCUUUCAUACCUGAGACCAGAGAUAUAUAUGGCCACUGGCGUGGUGAAUGGGGUCUGUUAUCAUACAUGCUGGUGUGCUCUAUGACGAUCGGAGCAUCCAAUACCACAGGUUUUCAACGAUUCUUUGGUACCUGCUUGGGCGCUGUCUUCGCCAUUGUCGCAUGGAUCAUAUCAGACGAAAAUCCAUUUAUUCUCAGCUUCUUUGGAUGGCUUGUGUCUCUUCAAUGUUUCUAUAUCAUUGUUGGGAAGGGUAAAGGGCCAAUGGGUCGUUUUAUCCUCCUGACAUAUAAUCUCUCAGCCCUCUACGCUUACUCACUCUCGGUCAAGGAUGGUGAUGACGAUGACGAUGAAGGGGGUAUCUCACCGGAGAUCUGGGAAAUUGUACUCCACAGAGUUGUUGCGGUUAUGUCUGGUUGUAUAUGGGGUAUCAUCGUCACUAGAGUGAUCUGGCCAAUCUCCGCUCGACGCAAGUUAAAGAAGGGAACGUCCCUUCUUUGGCUGAAGAUGGGCUUAAUCUGGAAACGCGCGCCCUUAAGGACGUUGUUAGAGGAUGCCAGUCCUCCUACUUCGUACAUGUCUCCUCGCGAAGAGCUCGAACUUCGACGGUUCUUGGCCCAUCUUGAGACGCUUCGCAACUCGGCUACUUUCGAGUUUGAGUUGCGUGCGCCGUUCCCCGACAAGAACUUUAAGAUCAUGCUAGAGGCAACAGGGAGAAUGUUAGAUAGCUUCCACGCUAUGAAUGUGGUCAUAUUGAAGGACUUAAAGGCAACCGAGGGUGAGAAACAGAGCCUGAAGUAUACGAAGAAGGAGUGGAUGGAAUUGAGCUGGCGAAUCAGCCAUUUGUUUUCAGUCAUGGCAUCGUCCAUGAAGCUAGCAUACCCUCUUAACGACGUAUUACCUAACGUCGAGCACACAAGGGAUAGACUGUUGGCAAGGGUUUUCGAGUUUCGAAGAACGGGGUUGGCAAAGGUUAUCACAUCCGAUGAAGACUAUGAGCUGUUGUAUGCAUACGCGCUCGUAACUGGUCAAUUAGCACAAGACUUGGGCAUCAUUGGGCAAGAAAUUGAAAAACUCUAUGGCAAGCGCCUUGCGGCGUCCGUCGUCGGCUGCGGAAAGCGCAAGAUCUGGCUCGACCCGAACGAAGUCAACGAAAUCUCCAACGCCAACUCCCGCCAGACCAUCCGCAAGCUCGUUGCUGAUGGCCUCAUCAUCCGCAAACCCGUUACAAUGCACUCGCGUGCCCGUGCCCGAGAGCUGACUGCUGCGAGGCGGAUUGGUCGACACCGGGGUUUUGGUAAGAGGAAGGGUACCAAGGAUGCUCGUAUGCCAAGCCAAGUCCUCUGGAUGCGCCGUCUCCGAGUCCUCCGCCGCCUCCUCGUCAAGUACCGUGCCGCCGGCAAGAUCGACAAGCACCUCUACCACGAGCUCUACCAUCUCAGCAAGGGAAACACUUUUAAGCACAAGCGUGCUCUCGUUGAACACAUCCAUAAGGCCAAGGCUGAGAAGCAACGUGAGAGGAUCUUGAAGGAGGAGAUGGAUGCCAAGCGUGCGAAGACCAAGGCAGCAAGGGAGAGGAGGCAGGAGCGCGUGACACAGAAGAGGCUCGCAUUGGCAGGCGAGGAGGAGGAGUAG